GUGUGUGAGGAAGGGGGGCUGCUCACAGAGCUGGGAAUGGAUAUGGCUAACCUUUUUAAACACUUCUUUCGGAUUGGGAAGGUGAAGCAGAAAGGCUGUGUGCGAGAUUUGCCCUCCAGCUCAGAGAAAUAUGAUGGCGAUGAGCGACUGUAUGACCUCAACCUGCCCGCACUGGUGAAGUUCAACUAUACCGCGGAGCGGGAGGACGAGCUCUCUUUGGUGAAGGGCACAAGGGUCAUCGUCACGGAGAAGUGCAGCGACGGUUGGUGGCGAGGAACCUAUAAUGGCCUUUCUGGGUGGUUUCCCUCCAAUUAUGUCACAGAGGAUGUGGACAGGACAAUGAGGGACGAUUCCAUGAGCUCUCUCAAAGAUAAACUGGCCUCAGUGGGGCACAAUAACAACGGCUCUCAGGUUCUGCAGACUGUACAGGCACUUUAUCAUUUCAGCUCCGGCAAUGUCGAGGAGCUGAAUUUCAACAAGGAUGAACUUAUGGAUGUGUUGGAGAAACCUGAGAAUGACCCUGAAUGGUGGAAGUGUAAAAAAGAAAAUGGGCAAGUGGGUUUAGUGCCCAAGAACUAUGUUACAGUUGUACAGAAAACACACAAAGAACUGGGGAAUUCAGGACCACCUACUUCAAACUAUGACAUUAAGCCCUCUAUGGAUGGAAAGUUUGGAGGAAAACAAUGGUACUAUGGGAAACUGACACGGCACCAGGCUGAGAUGGUCUUGAACCAGAGGGGUGCGGAUGGUGACUUCCUCAUCAGAGACAGCGAGUCUACGCCAAACGACUUCUCUAUCUCUCUGAAGGCAGUGUACAAGAACAAACAUUUCAAGGUGCAGCUAAAAGAUGGACUGUACUGCAUUGGUCAGCGCAAGUUCAGCUCCAUUGAGGAUUUGGUGGAACAUUACAAAAAGGCCCCCAUUUUUACCAGUGAGCAGGGAGAUAAACUGUACCUGAUUAAAGCAUUAAACUGAGCCUACAAGAGCAACAUCUAACUCUGCCAUCCAUCAGCAAUAACAACAAUAAACUAUAUUGACUGUGCAUUGGGAAAGUGUGAAAACUUCUUUGGUUAAAUGUAAAUGUUAGUGUUACAUUCAGUAUGUGUUUGCUUUAGCAUUGCUCCAAUUUGGGAUAUUCAGCUAUUUUAAAUGCAAACUCCAGUUGAUAUCAGAUAAGCUAUC
This is a messenger RNA of Rhinichthys klamathensis goyatoka, 1182 nucleotides long. RefSeq names its product NCK adaptor protein 1a (gene nck1a). The transcript has 3 exons. Gene Ontology annotation, biological process: negative regulation of endoplasmic reticulum stress-induced eIF2 alpha phosphorylation; positive regulation of translation in response to endoplasmic reticulum stress; negative regulation of PERK-mediated unfolded protein response. The coding region runs from base 37 to 975 and encodes 312 amino acids. NCBI's taxonomy places the organism in Eukaryota, Metazoa, Chordata, Actinopteri, Cypriniformes, Leuciscidae. The record is from RefSeq and is a predicted model, not a curated record. Gene Ontology annotation, molecular function: ephrin receptor binding.